Molecule: messenger RNA, 1404 nt
Organism: Tremella mesenterica DSM 1558
Lineage: Eukaryota; Fungi; Basidiomycota; Tremellomycetes; Tremellales; Tremellaceae
Exons: 8
Coding region: 1-1404 (467 amino acids)
Molecular function (GO): hydrolase activity, acting on carbon-nitrogen (but not peptide) bonds
Source: RefSeq, a predicted model, not a curated record
AUGACUGACGCUCAGGAUGCUCAACGGUCAUACCCCUUCAGGCCCCGUAGAGCGUACAGUAACGACGCCUCUCUUACUCCCAACGAAGACAAAGUAGCAUUCAUGGAUGUGAACAUUCUUGACUCUACCGGUGCUCUGCCGUAUCGUGGAGAUGUACUGGUGAAAGGGGAGAGGAUCGUCAGUGUCGGUAAAAAGUUGGGUGAAGAGGAUAAGAAAGGUGCUAGAGUGGUUGAUGGUCAAGGAAGAACUCUCAUGUCUGGUUUGACCGACGCUCAUACCCAUUUCACAUGGACAAACUCCCCUUCUCUCGACGGUCUAGCCGAUAUGCCAGUAGAAGAACAUACUCUUUUCUCAGCUAGAUCAGCAUCAACUUUUUUGAAUUGCGGUUACACUUCUUGUCUAGGUGCAGCAUCCGCAAAAGCUAGAUUAGAUUUAGUCAUAAGGGACGCUAUAAACGCAGGUGAUAUUCCAGGUCCUAGAUCAUUAGCAUCAGCACAAGAAAUGGCUCCGAAAAUAGGUGCUUUGAUUCCUGGUAUUACUAGAUUUGUUGAGAGUCCUGAAGAAGUUAAAGAGGUGAUUGAGAAAUUGGAUGAAGGUAUAGACCAAAUCAAACUCAGUAUGUCAGGUGAAGAAAUAACAGAACAUCUCCGUGCGGAAGAUACAACGAUACCAGAUGAGAUAGUAGCUGCUGCUGUCGAAGCUGCACAUUCAAAAGGAAUGAGAGUUUGUGGACAUGCUAGAGGUGAUAAGAGUAUUUUGCAAUGUUUGCAAUAUGGUGUUGAUAUCAUAUAUCAUGCUUCUUUCAUCUCUGACGAAACGAUGGACGCACUUGAAGCUCAGAAAGAUAGAGUCUUCGUUGCUCCAGCUCUUAAUUGGUUGGUCGCUACUCUACAUGACGCAGCAGCUUUCGGAUAUCCUACUAGUAAAGCCGAAUCUGUAGGGUACGCAAGAGAACUCGAAAUAGCUUCAGCAGGAUUGAAAGAGAUGCAUCGAAGGGGUAUAAGAGUAUUACCAGGUGGAGAUUAUGGUUUCGCUUGGACACCUCAUGGUACAUAUCGAGAUUUAUCACUUUUCGUAAAACAUCUCAACAUGUCACCUAUGGAAGCUAUAUUAUCAGCAACGAAAUUAGGUGGAGAAAUAAUGCUUCAUCCUGAUGAAUUGGGACAAAUCAAAGAAGGUUUCUAUGCGGAUUUGUUGUUGGUUCAUGGGAAUCCUUUGGAAGAUAUCAGUUUGUUGGAUGGUGGGAAAGGUUUGGAUAUGGUUAUGAUUAACGGUCGAAUACAUAAAGAAAACCCACCAAAUUCAAAUCUUUGGAUAGACCCAACUCCCACUGAAUCUCUCGUGAGAGAAGCAGAAUCUCUUAAAUUAUUGGAAGAAUCUUUGGAUAGAUCCGACUCCAACUGA